UGAUAUAACACUCUGAUAUGAGAUAUUUCCCACAGGCCGUGAAGGCAGCGUGAGGUUCUGGGCUGGACAGGAAACGACGGAGCCGCGCAGCGUGUCUCCUCCAGCAGCAGCUCCGGGAGAGAAGAAUGGGAAAAGGGGACAGGGUUGUGUAUGUAGACGAGGCAGCGUGAGAACAUGAGGAUAACGGGAAGCCUUUAGCUCAUUUCUUAUUUUAAUUAGACACUUAAACACAUCAUAUCAGGAGCGUUUCUUCUUCUCCUCCCUGAGGGCUGGGAUAUUUGCUCCCAUUGGAGAACACUGGAGAGGAGAGGAGCCUCUUUGUGAAGCCUUUUUGACUAGGAUAAAAGCCCCGUUGCAGAGUGGAGUGGAGUAGUUUCGUCUGACCUUUUAACCUCAGCAGGAAGGAGAGAAAGCCACUUCAGAGAUGGAGCAGGUGUCAGAUGACGAGUUGGACCACGGAGCCGAGGAGGACAGCGAUAAGGAGGACCAGGACCUGGACAAGAUGUUCGGGGCUUGGCUGGGCGAGCUGGACAAGCUGACACAGAGUCUGGAUGAUGGCAGGCCUCAGAAGACGCUGCAGAAGCCUCCUCUAAGGCAGGAGACAAACAUGGCCAACUUCUCCUACCGCUUCUCGAUGUAUAACAUAAACGAGGCGUUGAACCAGGGCGACACAGUGGACCUGGAUGCCCUGAUGGCCGACCUGUGCUCCAUCGAGCAGGAGCUCAACACCAUCUCCAAACCAAACUCUGCUUCUCGCGGCCAGAACAAAGGCCAGCAGCGAGCCCCUGGAGGGCGGAGUGCCAGCACCAAGCACACUGGAGGGGGAAGCAGCGGAGGAAGCACCAGUAGCAGCACCCGGGCAUCGCCGGCCAACACAGUACGAGGCGGCAGCGUCAACGCCCGCCCCACAGCCUCCAACAUCUCCCUCGAUGACAUCACCUCCCAGCUUGAGAAGGCCUCUCUCAGCAUGGACGAAGCGGCACGUCAGACCUCUUCCUCCUCAUCCUCCUCCUCCUCUUCUUUCUCCUCCACCACGCUGCGCAGGCCCUCCUCGGGGUCGUCCGGCGGCGGGCAGCACAGGAGGACGGGUUCAGUGGGAGCGGUCAGCGAGCAGGAGGCCGCGUCCCAGCGGUCCAGUGUAAAUUCAGCGUGUGCCUCAGCGUCCAGCAUGGACUCCCUGGACAUUGAUAAAGUGAUGACGGGCGCAGAGGUGGACAGCCAGAGCAGCCCGAGCGCACAGGGACAGAACCAGACCAGCACAGAGCAUGUCACAAUGCGACGGGCCAGACGGCAGCUUGACUUCACCUCACAAGAGGGUGAAGUGGAUCGGGCCACUCACUCCUAUCUGGACCGAGAAACCUCGCUCAUUCUGAAAAGCAUAGCAGGAAAGCCUUCUCACCUCCUGACCAAGGAGGAGCAAGCUGCCAAAUUGAAGGCAGAGAAGAUCCGAGUCGCCCUGGAAAAAAUCAAGGAGGCGCAGGUCAAGAAGCUGGUGAUCAGGGUCCACAUGUCGGACGAGAGCUCCAAGACCAUGAUGGUGGACGAGCGGCAGACGGUCAGGCAGGUGCUGGACAGCCUGCUGGACAAGUCACACUGUGGCUACAGCCCUGACUGGUCUCUGGUGGAGACCAUCACGGAGCUGCAGAUGGAGCGCAUCUUUGAGGAUCACGAGAACCUGGUGGAGAAUCUAUUAAACUGGACCCGGGACAGCCACAACAAGCUCAUGUUCAUCGAACGCAUCGAGAAAUACGCACUCUUCAAGAACCCUCAGAACUAUUUGCUGGGGCGGAAGGAGACGUCAGAAAUGGCCGACAGGAACAAAGAGGCUUUAUUAGAGGAGUGUUUCUGCGGCGGCUCGGUGUCAGUGCCGGAGAUCGAGGGCAUCCUGUGGCUGAAGGAGGACGGGAAGAAGUCAUGGAAGAAGCGCUACUUCCUCCUCAGAGCUUCAGGGAUAUACUACGUCCCCAAAGGCAAAGCCAAGGCGUCCAGAGAUCUCGUGUGCUUCCUGCAGUUGGACCACGUGAACGUGUACUAUGGCCAGGACUACCGCAGCAAAUACAAGGCUCCUACUGACUACUGCCUGGCCCUGAAGCAUCCACAAAUCCAGAAGAAGUCCCAAUACAUCAAGUAUCUGUGCUGCGAUGAUGUCAGGACUCUGCACCAAUGGGUGAAUGGAAUUCGCAUCGCCAAGUACGGCAAGCAACUAUACGUGAACUACCAGGAAGCCAUGAAGAGGACAGAGGCGGCCUACGAUUGGUCCUCUCUCUCUACCUCCAGCAUCCGAUCUGGCUCCAGCUCCGCCAGCAUACCUGAGUCCCAGUCGAAUCACUCAGGCCAUUCAGACAGUGGAGUUGACACAGGCUCUUCUCACGGUCGGUCCCAGAGUGUGGUGAGCUCCAUCUUUUCUGAGGCCUGGAAGAGAGGCACCCAGAUUGAGGAAAGCUCCAAGCAUAUGAGAAUGGAGGCAUCCAGAGGAGCCACGCUGCCGCAUUCCUCCCACAGUCACCGCCAUCACAGCCAGCAUUCAGUCGAUCACUCUGCCCUGACGCCCCCUCCCCAACCGCAGCCCCAACCCCACCAACAGCACCCCCCACAGCCUCAGCACCCACCAGUGCCCCCCCAGACGCCAACCCAGCCACACCACCAGCACCCGCCUCCCCAGCAGCAGUCUCCUCAGCAGCCCCCUCAGCCCCCGCCCCAGUAUCCUCAGCGCCCUCAGCAGUCGCCACAGUCUCCGCAGCAGCCACUACCACCGCAGACCAUCAGCACCUGCAACCACAUGCCCCCAGAGCAGCAACAGCUGGCUCCUCCGCCCCCACCUCCCCCUCCGCCGCCUCCCCCUCCGCCCCCACCCCCAGUCCAAAUGGUGUCACACCACUCACCGGCCCCCACCAUGUACAAGUACAGCACCAUCACCAGGCUGCAGAACCAGAAGGCGUCCCAGUCGGCCAACCACCACAGGUUGCCCAGUCACAUCCACGCACUAGGUCAGCAAGUUCUGCCCACAGGUCCGGCACCGCCUGCACAGGCGCCCGUUAAACCCAAUGUGAAUCACAUUGCGGCAAGGACUAAUGUCCCGCCUCCCCCUCCACCCCCUCCCCCGCCUCCACCAUCCAUGCCCACCCCUGGGUCAGCCAUGGCUGUGUUGAAGCUGGGACCUCCCAGCCCAGCGGCCCCACCUGCCUUCAUUCCUCCACCGCCAGCUCCUCCACCGGCUCCACAGACCAAUGGCGUAACAUUUCCUCCCCCUCCUUCUCCUCCACCACCCCCUCCUGCACCAGCUCCCAUGAGCCAGCCUGUGUACUCCUACGGGCUGAAGCAGGCGCUGAAGGAAAGGUUCCCCAGCCCGCCACGCGACCUCCUUUCUCCCAAUGGUGGCCUUGAGGAGUCCCCUCCGCCUGCCCCCGCUCCACCACCCCCACCUCCUCCUCCUCCACCUCCACCACCACCUCCUCCUCCUCCCCAGCAGUUCCCAGUGCCAGCCCAGUUCCCACCUCCUCCUGCGCCACCACCAGCGCCGCCCAAAACCUUCACCCCAGGCUUCCUCCCUCAAACUGCCCCCAAACCUGUGUCACCUGUCUCCCCAUUUCCUCCCGCCCCACCUCCUGCUGCCCUUGGUGGCCCGACCCCGCCACCACCUCCACCUCCUCCUCCACCUGCACCAUUUAAGAAGCAGUUCAGUCUCCAGGUCGGCCACACCUCCGGCCAUCCUCCUCCGACUCUCCCCAAGCAGCACAGCCUGUCUAAGCAAACGUCCGUCUCCACGGGAGCAGCUCCCACCAUGUCACUGGUGAAACAACUAGCGAGUCAGUUUCCAGGAGCGUCAUCCCAAGUAGCCAAUCACACAGAGAGCCCCAAAGCCCCCCUCUCCCCACCCGCAGUCAAGACCAAACCAAAAUGGCAGCCUGGUGGUGGCCAGCAGCUGCAGUCUCCAGAGUUCCCUCCUCCUCCUCCUGACAACAACGCUGGCUUCCCUGCCCCUCCUCCUCCACCUCCUCCUCCACCACCUCCACCAGCUCCUGUCACAGGCCCGACUCCACCCCCUCCUCCCCUUCCUCCUGGAAACCUGGGAUCCCCCUUAAAGAGGUCACCCUCUGGCUCCUCCAAUUUUGGAGGCAAGAAACCGCCUCCCACCCCACAGAGGAACUCCAGCAUCAAGUUCAAUUCCUCAGCAUCGUAUGAAGAAUCCAGGAGGAACUUGCUCAGCAAGUUUGGUUCCCAGAACAACGCCCCUUCUUCCUCUUCGUGUCCCACCUCCUCCUCAACUGGAUCCCCUUCUAAGGAUUCAUCAAACGGACCCCCUGCUCCCCCGAAACCAGGCAAACUCAACCUGUCCAACCUGCCCCUGGCACUCCAGGCCAAAGUGAGCCAGGUAAAAAUCAGUGGUGACUUCCCUUCCCCACCACCUGAGUGCGCCUACUUUCCACCUCCUCCCCCGCCCUCUGAGCUCUUCCCCCCUCCUCCACCUCCUGGUGGUGACACCCAAAGCGUGGGACCUCCUAGAGUAGCUGUGGUCAACCCCCAGCCCCAGGCUCCCCCUCCACCUCCACCUGUCCCCCCUGUCAGCAUGUCAUCAUGGGGGAAGAGCUCACUGAAAAAGACUCCUCCACCCACACUGGUGCGGCGUAGCAACACCACCCCGGAGCCCCCUCCGAUAUCCCCACCUCCUCCCACCUCCCCAAAGGGCAGCUCAGGCCAGCCCAACUUCCUGGCAGAUCUCAACCGGACACUGAAGCGAAAGUCAGUGGGUCGCCAAGGUUCCCUGAACUCGACCGGCAUCACAGGCAAGUUGGACCCCGCGGGAACUAUGGACGACAUGGCGCUGCCUCCGCCACCCCCCGAGCUGCUCCUGGACCAAGGAAAGCAAAGCAACGGAGGGAAUGGCGCCUACAUGUCCGGAAACAUCUCAGGCUAUGCAACACUACGACGAGGACCCCCGCCUGCACCACCCAAACGGGGGGACGCCACCAAACUUACUGGAGAGUGUUGAACUCGGACAUCAGGACAUUAUAAAGAUGGAUGAAUAGACAGUGAACGAAUAUAUGGAAGUUAACAUUCAGUAGUGGAACGGGAGUGAACUCCUUCUGUCCUCUUGAUGACUGUGUAAAUACUACAACCCAAACCAGACCAUGGUCAAUUAGUGUUUGCUAAUUAUCGCAGUUUUUUAACGUGCUCGGCAUUCUGGAUCAGUGGGAUUUAUAAUACAGGGACAACUCAGACCGGCGCAGGGAAGUUUGAGGUCAUAGCAAGAAAACGGUCUUCGAAUUUUCUGCGAUUGUCUCUGGAAGACAUUGUCUCGCCCUGUAUGGUAAACCCCACCCAUCUGGUGCACCAAGCAGAUUGACAUAAAUAAGAACUGUGCAAAUAUUACUGGAUCCAGGUCUGAGCCAAACCAUGUUAACCGCUUCUUUGCCAUAAGUUUGUGCCACGUACUGGAGACAAAACAUCAGGAUCUUUCUGCUUUGGUACUGCAUGGACUUCAUGUGAGAACGAGCUGUAGAACAUGAAGCUGUUCUGGUGUGUGUGCAUGAGCGAGAGAGAGAUUGGGUACAUGCAUCGUGUGCACGCAUGUAUGAUUAUACGGUGGUGAAGUAGUUCAGCGUUAGAGAAGGCCUUCGUGGAGCGGGGACUGUUAGGUUUGCUUUUAUAUGAAAUUAUUUAAUGAUCGAUAAAUGGAAGGAUUUUUUUUUUUUUUUAUAAGUGUGUCUUUUGAUAGCUGGUCAACAAAGUCUAGAGAGGAACAAAACUUUUGGGCACAAUGGAAUGUAUAUGGGAAGGUGUAAUUUUAAAGAAGUCACACAUGAAGGCAAUUCAGUUUUCAAAUCGUACACAUUUUUCGACUGUUUUGGGCAAAUGCAAAUCAGAAGGAAGCCUUAUCCCCAAAGUCUUGCACAGAGGUCAAAGUAUAGAGAUUUCUUCCAAAGGUUCAGCGGAGUCUGGACUGUGCAACUGGAAAACUUUUAUUUCAAGGACUACAAAUGGAGGCCUGCGAUGGUGCGUCUUCGUGGACUGUGCGAGCUCCCCGUGCGUUGGCUUGAUUCUUGGACCUUAUCCUUCAGUUUGUAUCUGUACAGUUGCAACUGCUACUCCGUUACUGUCGGUCCCCGCCGCCUUCCAAUGUCACAUCACAAUUCAGGUCGUAGAAUGUACAGGUUCAGUCAUGUAAAGUAUACUUACCCACGCAGAAAAGAAACAUGUGUCUGGUUGAUGUACAGAGCGUUGAAUCAUGUAACAGAACUCAUGUGACUGAAUGUUGCUUUCAACUUCCUGUGUCUGUUGUUCCUCGUUUCGUCAUGGUGCCGUCGGUGCACAGGGACUGAAGGUCAUCUCUUGAUUUUGCACCUACAAAGUGGAUCAUGAAGGGUUUUAAUUUCUCGCAGCAAUGCCUUCAUUUUUAUGGUGCUAGUGCUGUCCUUCAAGGAACUCAUCAUCAACACGUCCUCAUGUGCCAGGAUGACAUAUCAUUGAGAUUUCAAACCGUUUCAACUGGUUUUAAAUUGGCUUCAGUGUGGAAAUGCGUCCUCUCAACAUGAACACGGCCGUUUCCACACGAGCCCCCAUGAUUUUCUUUUGUCUUACUCGAUCGCCAUUUGACGGCAGCGUACCGUUUCUAAUAACUGAAUAUCAUCGUCUUGAACAGGAUGUUUGCUACAGUACAGUAUGUAAGUUAUUGAUGUGCUGAUGUGAACAUGUGGGGCCAAGUGACAUGAAGAAAAAUGGUUGCAGAUGUGUCCUCUUGCAUAUAAACUGAAAAAUCACAAUAUAAAUGUUGAAACCAGA
Messenger RNA from Epinephelus moara (kelp grouper), 6780 nucleotides. It is a transcript of the gene raph1b, whose product is annotated as Ras association (RalGDS/AF-6) and pleckstrin homology domains 1b. Gene Ontology annotation, biological process: signal transduction. Bases 425 to 4990 code for a protein of 1521 amino acids. Gene Ontology annotation, cellular component: cytosol; plasma membrane. The record is from RefSeq and is a predicted model, not a curated record. The transcript is spliced from 18 exons. NCBI's taxonomy places the organism in Eukaryota, Metazoa, Chordata, Actinopteri, Perciformes, Serranidae.